AUGGCCGUCGACAGCUCGAACUGUCCCGAGGACGGCAACUCAACAGACUGCCUUCUUCGAUCUUUGAUGCAUCUUCUCAACGAGCAAAGCAAGGCCGAAGACAACGAAACCAACUGGGAUCCCAUCACUCUUUCAGGGGAUUUUGGUCGCUGGAAAAGGACGGAGGAAGACAACAAACGUGCCAUCGGGAAAUGGCACCAAGCGACUGAGUGGCACUGGAAUUGGCAAGAUAUGUCCUUCAAAUCUAGGGCAUGGGUGCCCAUUCUACGUGAAGAUACUUGGAAUAUGCGGCCUGAUCUGAAGGAAUAUACCGACAAUGAGGAGACAGGACAAAGACCCAGUCACUUAACACGGCUUACCACCGUUCCCGUUCGAAUUACAAGACUCCUCAGCAAAGCUCUGAAGAAUUGUUUCUCCUGGCUUCCUCAUUCCUGGAAUCAGAAGCUUUUGACCUGGAAGCAAUGGAUUCAAAACUCCCAGCCAAAGUACGAGGCCAAUCCUGCUGCCACCUGGGUUAGGUGUUUUGAGAAGGUUGGCCUCGAAUAUCUUGAUAACCCAAGAUACAAAAGCCACCUGCAGUUAGUUACCGCGGACUAUCUCCCAGAUGAUCUUAUUGCUGCUCCUGCGUAUGGACAGGUUGGAGCUAUCAUUGCAGCUGCAGCAGCGACAGGUGCUCAAGUCAAGAUGACUGACGACAAGUCUCUUUACCCAGUAAUUCUUGGGCGGCAAUUCCAGUUCGACUUCCGGCAGCACCCUACCCUUGGUACUAUCGGUGCAUACGCAUAG
Colletotrichum paranaense is the source of this 786-nucleotide messenger RNA. RefSeq lists its product as uncharacterized. The transcript is spliced from 2 exons. Bases 1 to 786 code for a protein of 261 amino acids. The record is from RefSeq and is a predicted model, not a curated record. Lineage: Eukaryota; Fungi; Ascomycota; Sordariomycetes; Glomerellales; Glomerellaceae.